Molecule: messenger RNA, 1377 nt
Organism: Botrytis fragariae
Lineage: Eukaryota; Fungi; Ascomycota; Leotiomycetes; Helotiales; Sclerotiniaceae
Exons: 2
Coding region: 1-1377 (458 amino acids)
Source: RefSeq, a predicted model, not a curated record
AUGACGGAACAAGUGAUAGAUCCAGCUAAACCUAUCUUGACAUUUAAAGAUGAGGUAUUAAUUGUUCAGGGCCAUAGACAAACAUAUGAACAACCAGAUGAGAUAGCUUUUGAAAUCCUCGAAAAAGCCCUUUAUGAUGAGGGAAGAGGGCCACCAAGAGCUCCCAGUGGAGAUCCCAAAGACACCAAUCUUCUUUCAUUUCAACAAUUGUCCUUACUCGAUCUUCAACGGUUCUUGUCAUUUUGCGGUCCAGUCAACGGCCCAGAUGAAUCUGUGGUUUACAAUGAAAGAACAGGCGCCAGUAUUCUCAGAGUAACAGAUGCUUAUCUCCGUCAGAUAUGUCUAUUCAUAAAUAGCCAUUCACCAAUCCGAAAUACGCGCGAUGAUUAUCCAACAGUGGCUUAUUUACCUCACAACUUUUGGGCUCCACCGACUAAUCCGCCCACAGAAGAAUAUAUAGAAGAUAGGGCGAAAUUCAUAAGGACGAAGGCACGCCUUCCACCUCAAAGACUUAGAGCUCUUACCCACUUGUUCAUUCAUAUCACACCAUUUCCGACGAAUCUUGCUGUGAAACCAGACAGUGCACUGUUAGUAGUAACUCCUAGAGCGGCUACAAUAGAGUACUUUGAUUAUAUGGAUCACCCUGAUAAACAUUAUAUAAUAGGUGAUAUUAUGAAUGUGAUAUCUCGUGUGGAUCCAGAUCGAGAUAGCACAUGGCUUGAGUUCGCAGAUUGGAAAUGUAGAACUGGAGAGAAUUGGGGAGCAUAUGAUGUCUCGGACCGACCGCCUGUAAGAUUGAGAGGAAGUCAAAUUCACGUUUGCACAGAUGCUCUUGGUCAAGCUUUUGGACAUAAUGUUCGUAUGGAUUACCCAAUGGCUCCCGGGGAAUUGAUGAAUUUCUAUGGCAAAGUAUAUGAUUUCGUGAACUGGAGAAAAGCAAUGAUUAUCGCGAUCGAUCUUUAUCUUGGUUAUUUCUCAAAUGUCAUUACGGAUCGUCAAUUUAAACCUCGAGUUAAGAGAAUCUUUGGUCAUCGUCCAUAUAAGGAGGGGGAUAAUCAACCUUGGAUAGAUGAUACGAGACAGAGAAGAGGGGUACUCGAUGCUCAAUGGAAUGCAUCGAACAUUUGGAGAGGACUCGAUGAAAUGGAAUUGAUUGAGAAAGCUAGAAUAAGAGAGGGAAAUCCUAAUAGGUUAGGUAGAUAUGAUGAUAUGCCCACCGGAGCUGAAUUAGGAGAAUUUGGAAAAGAGAUGAAGGGAAGAAGGACAAGAAGAUUGAGGAGAUGGUUAGAAGAUCGAGAUGCUGAUGAAGGCCACAGAGUAACUCGUUAUCAUAAAGAUACAGAGACGAUCGGAUGGGUAAUUGGUGGAGGAUUGUAA